Messenger RNA from Paracoccidioides brasiliensis Pb18, 192 nucleotides. RefSeq lists its product as uncharacterized. The record is from RefSeq and is a predicted model, not a curated record. The transcript has a single exon. Bases 1 to 192 code for a protein of 63 amino acids.
AUGACCAUGCUCGACGAAUGCCACGCGCGGGGGUUCCUACACAAAGCAUUGGCCGGCUGCAACGAGAUCAAACGGGAAGUGAACCGGUGUCUCGGAAGAGAACGAUAUAAGCACGCACAGAAGAAUCGGGAGAAGGCUAGGGAGAACAGGAAACGGAUUGAGGAAAUUUGGAGGAAGGACGAUGAGGCAUGA